Molecule: messenger RNA, 390 nt
Organism: Paramuricea clavata
Lineage: Eukaryota; Metazoa; Cnidaria; Anthozoa; Malacalcyonacea; Plexauridae
Source: the annotation of a GenBank genome assembly
AUCGAGCAUUCCUGCUCUCGUAAGCGAAAAUGGCAAUGUUUCUACUGUAAGAAAUUCUUCGUAUGUCGCAGUGCUUACAACAACCACGAAAGAAUACACACUGGAGAAAAACCAUUUCAAUGUGACGUCUGUGGUCGAUGUUUUGGUCACCAAGGUAACCUGAAACAACACAUGCAUAUCCAUCGUGACGUUAAACCUCAUGUUUGUGACGUCUGUGGACGAGGUUUCAUCCGCUCCAACAGACUGCGAGAUCACAAGCGUUCACAUCAACAUGACCUGUUCAUGCACACACAAGUCCAAUGGUAUACGGCAAACGUGACAACAGAUAGUCGUGCUAAAGUCCGUCCAACCAAUGCAUUUGAGAAAUACGCAACAAGUGAUGAUAAUUAG